AUGACUUUUUCUUCUUCGAUAUUGACUAAAUUAUCUAUCAAUGUAAAUGAUUUUAAUGAUGUUUAUGCUUUACUUGAUGGUCGUCUCAAACAAUUAACUACACUUAUCAUCCAAGUUGGUAUUAUCAGUGAUCUGAUAUUAACAUCUCCUAACAGGGUUGAUCUACCUAGUUUAAAAUGUUUCGCAUUAACAUGUUAUCGUCGUACCCAAGGAUAUGAAAUUCAAGUUUUACCUCUUCUUCUUCGAUUGAUGUAUCUCGAAGAAUGA
This is a messenger RNA of Rotaria sp. Silwood1, 267 nucleotides long. The record is from the annotation of a GenBank genome assembly. Lineage: Eukaryota; Metazoa; Rotifera; Eurotatoria; Philodinida; Philodinidae.